This is a messenger RNA of Amphiprion ocellaris (clown anemonefish), 1690 nucleotides long. RefSeq names its product prostate stem cell antigen-like. Bases 155 to 538 code for a protein of 127 amino acids. The record is from RefSeq and is a predicted model, not a curated record. The transcript is spliced from 3 exons. Lineage: Eukaryota; Metazoa; Chordata; Actinopteri; Pomacentridae.
CCACAGGAGAAAACCUCCACCGGUGCUGAGAGCAGACAUCACCUUUCAUCAUCAGUCUCAUCUGGGAAUGAGUGAGAGUUUCAACGUCCUGGGAAGAGAUUUCUGUUCCUGAAAACGUGUUUGAGGGAUUUUUUAGGACUUCAGAGGAAGCAUCAUGCCUCGACCUCAACUUCUAUUUGUCUUCCUGUGUUGUCUUCCUUUGGCAGCCUGUCUGAAGUGCUACACCUGUGUAUUUCCGGCCAUCUCUCCUCUGGACUGUCUGAAGUUUCCUCUGGAGUGUCCGGCAGGUCAGCGCUGCCUCUCCAGCGUAGCGACGGGAAGACGAGGUGCCCUCCAGAUGACGAUGUAUGAGAAGAGUUGUGCUGUCAGCUCCCAGUGUGGUCUGAGUGGACAGAAAUACACAUCAGGCGUCUUCUUCAACUACACCAACGUCUGCUGCGACACGGAUCUGUGUAACGAAGCCACGGCUAUUGCUGCCCUCAGCUGGAGAGGAUUGAUGCUCUGGAUGCUGCCGACACUCGGCCUCCUGCUGGCCUGAGCAGCACACAAAUAUCAGGAAGAGAUGCACUAAAAUGUACCAUCAGAAGGCAGGGAGUGGUGCACCAAGAAGGUUGGAAAAUGCCUGUUUUUAUGCAUUUUUAACAGAGAACAUGAUCAAGUGGCCACUCAGCAUAUAACAGAAGUGGAAAUCAACAUUUUCCUGCAUCUAAAACUAACAUAUGGUACAAAAAUACGUGGGUCAAUAUAUAAUUGUGGGACUUUUUGUAUCAUAGUCGACAUUUUUGUUGUUUUCAGGCCUAAAAUCAACAUGACCACCUAUAACCAAACACCACAUGGCAUUUUAGAGAAAGAUUCUUCUAAAUAUUAUAUAUACAAUUGAAAUUGAAAGCUAUUUAAAGAUAUUGUAGUAAACCUGUUGACAUGCCAUAAAUCCACACUUGACUCACACACUACUCUACAGACUGAAAACAGCCACAAAGGGGUGCAAAAUGACCACAAAAAGACCUAAAAUGAUGACAACACAGUAUGAAAGUGACCAACACACCAAACACACAAAAUGACAAAAAUGACCACAGAAAAACAAAAUAACUCAGUGAGACAGUUAAUUAUCAUAUAAAGACACAAAAUGAUGAACGACACAAAAUAAAUAGAAAAACCCCCCAAAAACAAAAAUGAUCACAAACAGAUUUAAAAUGCCCACAAAACAGCCUGAAAAUGACCAAAAAAAAAGCAACAAAAUGAGCAGGUCAUGUGAUGUGGAAUUAACACACUUCUUUAAGAGCUGUUUCUGUAAUGGGGAACAUUACAGAAACCUCCAUUAUAGAUCAACCCAUGCGUAUUUAAACACCAUUACCUGAUUAGAUUCUUAGAGCAGACCAGAAUAUAAAGUUUUAUUUAACCCUCAGAGUGUAUUUUGAAUGAAAAGUACUUAAAAAAAAAAAAACUUCAAGUGAAAGGAAAUGUUUUUUUCUCUUCCUGAAUCCCAGGUAUCAAAAUGCAAAAGAUCCUAAAAGUGCAAUUUUCACAAAAUAUAUUCAGUAAAAAUAACUGCAGGCUAAUGAUGCCUUAAAGAGAUGCCUUCUUAUAUCAUGAUGUCAGUUUAUGUAUUUGCUUUGUACACUUAUUUCUAAAACUUUCUGUAUUUGACAACAUUUUUACUGAUUAAAAUUUCCUGCUUCUACCAGAAAAA